AUGCGAAUUAUUCUCUAUCUUUUCCUGAUUGCCGUUUCAAUUUUUCACCUGAAUGCACAGCAAAUUGAAGAGGACUUCCCUGUACCUCCUCGACUAGACAGACAUGGAAUUGACACCACAAAGGAACGAAUCACUCGCGACGUUCGGAUGAGAGAGGACAUUCCCCUUCUUGUCGAUCCUCAACCGAUUUACGAUUCGAACGAAUUUUCUUUUAUUGAACAUAAACACCAACCGCGGAUUUUCACAGUACGAUAG
Molecule: messenger RNA, 255 nt
Organism: Necator americanus (New World hookworm)
Lineage: Eukaryota; Metazoa; Nematoda; Chromadorea; Rhabditida; Ancylostomatidae
Exons: 2
Coding region: 1-255 (84 amino acids)
Source: RefSeq, a predicted model, not a curated record